Molecule: messenger RNA, 4935 nt
Organism: Porites evermanni
Lineage: Eukaryota; Metazoa; Cnidaria; Anthozoa; Scleractinia; Poritidae
Source: the annotation of a GenBank genome assembly
AUGGAUAUUCCAAAUUAUGAUUUCAAUGAAGACGAAAAUACAAACUUCAAACAGUUGUACAAGUAUAUGCCCAAGUCCAAUUUCUGGAUGCUAAUAUGUGGCAAUUCAGGGUCAGGCAAAACAAACUUACUUUUUAACAUCCUUAUGAAACCAUUAGUCUAUUAUGAUCAGAUCCAUUUAUACGGUAAAAACUUGGAACAGGAAAAGUAUCGACACAUGAUAGAAACAAUGAAUGACAUUAGUAGCCAGGCUGGAUAUGACAUAAUGCACUGCAAUAAUGAUGACAUUAAACCUGUCAAUAGUCUGGAAAGUGAUGCCCAGAAAAUUGUAAUAUUUGACGACUUCAUUUGUGAUAAAAAUCAAAAGCCGCUUAUCGAUUAUUUUAUUCAAGGCCGACAUAAGAAUUGCAGUGUUAUUUACCUUUCACAAUCAUUUUAUAAAACACCAAAAGAUAUCAGACUAAACUGCAGUCAUUAUAUUGUUUAUGAUUUCCCUAGCAGUAAUGAGAGAAAUAUGAUUUCUAGAGAGUUGAAUGUAACAAAGGAUCAGUAUAUUAAAGCCACUAAACAGCCGUACUCAUUUCUGUAUGUUGAUAAACCAAUGAAGACUGUCAAAAGAAACUUUUAUAGAAAUAUCUAAUAUGUUAUUAUAAAAUGGGAAUAUUCAAUCAGCAACCUAAUUAUAAUCAAUCAUAUACGAAAGAAAAACGCGGAAUUACUGGCCCUCAAGGACCUCCUGGCCCACCUGACCCCGCUGGUGCUCAGGGUAACCAAGGUCCAAAAGGUGAUCAGGGUAUUCAAGGACCCAAAGGUGAUCAAGGUGCUACUGGUCCUACUGGCCCUAAAGGUGCUACUGGUACAUCAGGCACUGGUUUUAAUCUUACAUCAGAUGGGAAUUAUGAUAUGACGAGCAAAAAACUGACAAAUAUGGCUAAGGGGACUGUUUCCAAUGAUGCCGUAACUAAAAAUCAACUUGAUACUAAACUAUCACUUUCUGGUGGAUUAAUGACCGUCAAUUUAGAUAUGAAUAGCAAAAGGAUAUACAAUGUAGCACAACCAGAUGGUGAUAAUCAACCAGCUACAAAAGUUUGGUCAGAAAAUAAAUUCCUGGAUAAGUCCAGUGGAGUAAUGGCUGGACCACUAAAUAUGUCCAAUAAUAUAAUCACCCAUCUAGGUAAUGCCACCAGUGGAAAGGAUGGUGUUUCACGCGAUUUUGGUGAUGGACGGUAUGUUAAGAAGAGUGGUGAUACGAUGACGGGUACAUUAUCAGUUCCAAAUAUAAGCACGAGCCUAAAUUAUUUAAUGAAGCGCGACAAGGUCAUGAACUAUUACAGUCUAUUGAAUCAUUUUUUCCCACAGUAUGGAGGACGACUGACUAAUAGGGGAGUAAGCGAUGGAUAUAUAUAUAAUCUCAAAUCUCCAAGUUAUACAGAUUCAAAAGGUGACUCAUAUGCUAUGCCGAGGAGUUAUACUGAUGCACGUUAUCAUAGACUAAAUCAAGAUCUGGACAUGAACAGUAAGAAGAUAACCAAUCUAGCUGACCCAACUGAUGCUACUGAUGGGGUUAAUCUGAGAACAUUGAGUAAACAUUUUAUAAAGCCAUCUGAUCAUACUAACGGACUGAUUUACUAACUGACAGUAUUGCCCUAACAGCAUUGGUGAUGUGAAUGCAACAUCAGGCAACUACCACACAUACAAUAAAAAGGUGAUUUUCGCAUCCAUUUAGAAGAAUUCAGAGGGUGGUUAUAAAUGGCGAUUAGCUAUCCAAUGCUAUCGCCUUCAAAAGGACAAAGAAUAUACCCUUUGUUUGGAAAUCCUUACUACUGACUAUAAAUUAUGGCACAAAUCUGUAAUUACUGUUGAUACAACUACCAGCCAGGGAGUGACUGUAAAAAGAUGGCAUGUCAAUAAGUACUCACAUGAGUAUAGAACAUCUUCCAAUCAGGUUGAAUAUAUGUAUUAUCAUAAACUCCUGGUGACAUUCAGUAAGACAGCUGAAUAUACUCCUUAUUUCUUACAUAUCCAGGAUGUUAUGGCUCAGUCGGGAAUUGACUUGAACACAUAUCCAACUAAUUUCAAUAAAUAUUACCUAAUAGCUUACGGUAUUCUUGGUGAAACAAUGGAUUUAGAUCCAAACAAAACUUAUGAUUACCAUACAGCUUUUGAUAUUAAGCUGACUGAAGUUGUUUACAAUGUUGAUCUGGAUAUGAACAGAAAGAAGAUACUGAAUAUAGCGCUAGAUCGCACUAAGAAUAAUUCAGCGGCGACUGUGAAGAUGGUCAAAGAUUUGGAUACGAAAUUGAGCCCUCAUACAAAGAAUAAUGUGUACAGGGAAAUAUUUGAGGCAUUUUAUGAUUUAAGCGAUGCUAGUAACUAUCAAAUAAUAAUAGGAGUAUCAGGUAUCAUGGUUUCAGGCAUCCUACCUAAUAUUUAUUUUCCUAGAAUGGACAUUGCCAAUAUUUGGGAGGGCAGAGUGAGAAUAAAAAAUACCACAUUAAGUUUGGAAUUAUUCAGUAAAAGGAGCUUUACUCUUUGUGUUGUUAUGGUGCUAUGGCUGAACAAAAACAUGCACAUUAAAACAUUGAUGAGUGAUGGAGCUUAUGAAAGACCACAUUUGAUUCAUGACAAAACAACAAAGAAAUUAAAACUGCAAACUAAUGGUCAUGGGUCAACUAAUGAAACUUCUAUCACAUUCCUAAACAGUUUCAAUGGUAAACGUGUUGUGUUUUGGUUGACUAAGAAACGUACAGGGGUAACAGCAAAGGCAUCAAUUAGUAAUCACAGUGCGACAUUAACACUAAAUUCAACUUUAACAUCACAAAGUAACUACACAUUCAGAAUAUUCUCAGAAGGUGCAGUGAGCUAUAGAGUAAUGUACACUUCAAACUUUCAUGACUUAGAUUCUUUAGAAUUUCACAGAAUUUUGUUGCAAGAAAAACUAAACGGUUCUUAUGUUCUGUAAUUUGUCUAGACCAAUAAUAUAAUGAGUCAAAAAGAAAACAUAUUUAAGUUUAAUCAUAUAGAUAAAAGCAAAACAAAAGAAGAGAUACAGGAAAUCAAAGAACUGUAUAAGUUAUAUCAUUUCAAGUUCUGGGUUUAUCAAAAGGCCUACAAACACUUUAAGAAGAUGAAUCUCCUAUUAAACAUAACAUCAUCUGGCCUGAUAGUAGUUGGAGCUGUUGCUGGUGGUUUGACAGCCAACCCAGCCAUUCUAGGAAGCAUAUCAGGAGCUGGUUAGUUCUAAAAACAUUCUCUGAGACGAAAGACUACAAGAAAAAAAUAGAAUUAUCUAAAUUUUGUUACACGACUUACAGUAAAGUGUUAGUCGAGUUGAGGACUUCGCUGCGAGGUGGUACCUUUGAUAAAGACGACUUCUUGAAGGAGAUGACAGUACUCGAUGAAACAGUUAUUGAUUUCGCCCCAUUAGUUACAAGAUUCGAAAAGCAAUACGCUAAAAAAUUCCUCUUCUGUCCAGCAAAAACUGAAUAAAUGUUCUCUGUCGAUAAAAACAAAAUGGCGGACGUUUUAGUCUGGAUAGUACUCCAUGUUAGUUAACCCGAAGUACAACCUCGUCCCUAGGGCCUCUCGCUCAAUGAGUAAAAUCUAUUUCCGGUUAGGGGCUUUCCCUACUUCCUGUCUGAAUUCUGAUAAACCAGACGGCUAAUAUCAGCCUUGAUUAAGGAAUAAACUUCCACCAAUUUUCAUAAUAUCGUAGUGUAUUUUUUGACUGAGUAAUAGGAAUAAUCUUAUAUUCUACUCCUAAAAUAUCAAAAAGUUGUUUUAUAAUAAAAUUCACACUGAUAAGCCGUCUUCUGCGACAAUUAUUGACUUGCGGUAUAACUUGGUCAAUCAACCGAACUAUUCUCAGAAUCUUCUCCCGAUUAUAAUAACCAACUUGUAUAUUAUUAUCGUCUGCAAUAUCAUUGAUGACAUUCAAAAUAUGAUAUUUACUGUGGUAUACAGACUUUCUUUUUAUCCUGUGUCUAUUCUCAUAAAAAUCUACAUACUCGUCUGCUGUUAAAUAAUCAUGUAUUUGGCCACAAUGCUCACACACGAUAAAACCGUCUUUGAUCAGUCUCAUAGAAUGGCAACAAAAAUAUCGCUUGGGCUUACCAGGGUCCUGGAUCUGUUUAUUACAAAAGAUACAAUUAAUAUGACUUUCCUGGAUCAAUAACUCGUGAACUUCUUCAUUACACAAUUCUAUAUACUAUCUUUAGAUUUUUAUAUAAUAUUUGCCCCCACUGAGACUGUGUAUUACCAGAGGAAAAAACCCAAUUGGAGGAGGACACAAAUUACAUCCCACAUUUUUGAGAAUAUUGAAUUGGACUCAUAUAUAACGCUAGUUUGAAAUAGUACUAGAGUGUAUCUUGGUGAAAGUAUUACCUGAUUGGAAAAACGCGGGGCCUUUCGGCUAAUACUGGUAACCGGAUACCCUUGUUAAUGAUGAGGUAAAAAUCCCGCGGCUUCAUCAUUAACUUGGAUGGGAAUAUAUGGGAAAAUGGGGAAACUCCCUUGUAGACGGUGUCCAGGGCGUUGAGUAGAGCUGUAAUUGCACUGAGGACCAUUCGUAAGAGGAUGCCCAAAAGGCAGAGCGAGGUGCAUAGGAGUGCUGGUUCGCCCCUAAACUCGAGAGGGAAAAACAAAAAUCAAAUGAAAUAAGAUGAAAUGAGAUGAAAUUUGGAAAAGCCCUGUAAAUGGCCGGCCUAUGGGUAAUAAGAAUAAAACCUUCUCAGGAGGGACUGAGGGGAAAUGGGGGGAUGGGAGGUAGGGAUGAGAAAAUGGGGGAGUCCUCCUGUGAAGGUCUGGCGGCCACCAGUUUUGUUAAUUUUUUAUUCGUUUAUUAUAGUAAAAUUUUUAUAUAAUCUUAUAUUAUAUGAGUUCUUAUGAAAGUUUUAGUGAUUCCGAUCAAUCAAGCCAAGAUUAUAGUCAAUCAUAA